UUUAGUUAUUGAGAGAGAUUUAUUUGUGAAAAUAUGAAAUCUGGUGGAUCACAUUUCUUUAGGACCAAAUAGAUAGAUAUCAAUGACCAAAAUUUCAUUUUACCCUUAUGGUUCUCCGUAGGGUUUAGAAAUGGUUUAAACGCCAAUUGGCGAUCACAUUUCUUUAGGACCGAAUCGCUCUCAAUCCUACACCCCUUGUCUGGAAGCGCCAAUGAUUGAUCUUUGAAACCUCAUAUCCCCUACUGAUAUCUUCUAAAUUCAAUCGCCAACCCUUAUAAUUUUUUUUGAAAUUCCUACAAAAUUAAGAGAGUCGGUUACGGAUUUCACCAUGAAAGCUUCCGCCUCGCCUCAUUCAAAAGCUCCAUUCAAGUUCAGGAUUCCGACGGCGGAGAAUCUAGUCCCAAUUCGUUUGGACAUUGAAAUUGACGGUCAGAGGUUCAAAGAUGCUUUCACUUGGAACCCUUCUGAUCCCGAUUCAGAGGUGGUGGUCUUUGCAAAGAGGACGGUGAAAGAUUUAAAACUUCCUCCGGCAUUUAUAACACAAAUUGCACAAUCCAUUCAAUCACAGCUUACAGAAUUUCGAUCCUUUGAAGGUCAAGAUAUGUAUACUGGUGAAAAAAUCAUUCCAAUCAAGCUUGAUCUUCGAGUGAACAAUACACUCAUAAAGGAUCAGUUUCUGUGGGACUUGAACAACUAUGAGAGCGAUCCUGAAGAGUUCUCCAGGACAUUAUGCAAAGAUUUGGGCAUUGACGACCCUGAAGUUGGACCUGCAAUUGCUGUUGCCAUUAGAGAACAGCUCUAUGAGAUAGCAGUGCAAAAUGUUGCUUCAGCAAGAGAAAGCAGAAUGAGCAAGAAGGGUCGCCGAGGGUUUGAGCAUGUUCCAGUAAGUAAAACUGGAGGUGCUUCAGUGGACUUGGUGAAGUUAUUUGGUCAUAGAUCAAGUGUUGUUCGGAAAAGGAAGGACUGGGACAUUUACGAACCAAUUGUUGAUCUUCUAUCCAACGAGGAAGUAGAUGCCCUUGAAGCAAAAGAAGAGAGGACAGCUCGAUAAUAUACUCUUGGUUGAUGUUGAUCUUAUCGCUUCUAUCGUCAAACAAGGUUGGCUUUCUUAGUGGAGGUAAAUUAUUCAACAUGGAGUGGAACUGUUCUUGACGGUUUAACACAUCAAUUAACAUUUACUUAAUGCCCCCCAAGUUAAAGGCUUUUAGAGCGAUUCUUCAUAGAGUAUAUAACCUAUGGAGCAGAUUCUACUCAAGUAAGGUCGAAGCAGGGAUAUCAAUUCUGAUACUAAAGUGUUCAUAGGGUAGAUAUUUUGACUAUGUAGAGUGGUAACUUCUGAUAUGAGUUCUUCCCAUUCUUAUUUGUUGCUUUUGGUAACAUACUCUCGGAACCAUACAAAUGAAGUAAAGAUAUUCAUAUAUGCCAAAAGUUGUUUGUUUCUA
This is a messenger RNA of Cucumis sativus (cucumber), 1442 nucleotides long. Its product is annotated as chromatin structure-remodeling complex protein BSH. Bases 329 to 1051 code for a protein of 240 amino acids. NCBI's taxonomy places the organism in Eukaryota, Viridiplantae, Streptophyta, Magnoliopsida, Cucurbitales, Cucurbitaceae. The transcript has 10 exons. The record is from RefSeq and is a predicted model, not a curated record. Gene Ontology annotation, molecular function: transcription coregulator activity. Gene Ontology annotation, cellular component: nucleus; nuclear chromosome. Gene Ontology annotation, biological process: regulation of transcription by RNA polymerase II; chromatin remodeling.